UAAUAGAGGCGCCAAGUGCCGCCAUGGGCAUCAAGGGUUUGUUCCCUUAUCUUGUUGAGGCGGCCCCAAAAGCUUACAACACCUCUGAGUUAAAGCGGUACACCGGGCGACGCCUUGCAGUGGAUGCGUCUGCAUGGAUGUAUCAAUUUUUGACGAUUGUCAGGACUGGAGCUGCUGCAGAAAAUCUCCAAAACAAUCAGGGGGCGGCCACGUCGCAUUUGCAGGGCUUCGUUUUACGCACCUUGAAACUCUUGGAGGCGGGCGUGCACCCGAUUUUUGUCUUCGAUGGGAAGCCACCAGAUAUGAAGAUGGCGGUCAACGCUGCGCGGCGAGAGGUGAGGGAGCAGGCAGCUGAGGAACAUGCGGCUGCAGUCUCUUCAGGUGCCAAAGGAGAAGAGGUUUACAAAGCAGCCAGUCGCAGCACGAGGGUUACCAAGGAGCAUGGAGAACAUGCCAAGGAGAUCUUACGUGCCAUGGGCAUGCCAGUAGUAGAAGCCCCUGGAGAAGCGGAGGCUGCUUGUGCGCAACUCUGCAUUGAGGGUCAGGUGUAUGCCGCAGUGACAGAAGAUAUGGAUGUGCUGACUUUCGGUGCGCCGCGGCAGAUCAAAAACCUCUUUGAUGUAGAGGGGUCCAGAGCGCGACAACCAAAACCGGCACAGGAGAUCGAUUUAUCAAAAGUCUUGGAUGCCUUGUCUUACUCUCAAGAUCAGUUCAUUGAAUUCUGUAUCCUGUGUGGUUGUGACUAUUUGCCUCACCUUUCUUGUAUCGGCCCAAAGACGGCUGCGCAAAUUUUCCAGCGAGAAGGAUCCCUGGGGAAGGUUGUGGCUUCCAUCCGUGCAGGGCGAGGGCCCAAAGGUUGCAAUGUCCCGGAGGACUGGGACUGGAAAUCGGCAAAGAAAGUCUUUCAGCAGGGUGCCAAAGAUCUUCAAGCCGAUGCACUUGAGUCGAUCCGAAAUCUUCGGGAGUCCUUUGAUGUGGAGGGGUUGCGUUACCUCUUGGUGGAAAAGCAUCAGUUCAGUGCCUCUCGGGUCGAUACCAUGGUGGACCGGCUGCGCAAGGCACGUGCUCCCGGUGGUGCGGCUUCUUCCAGGCGCAUCGAGAGCUUCUUCCAGGCGUCGCCCAAGCGACGUCGCAUGGAGCCAGUGGCCACCAGUGCCGUGGUGCUGUUGGAUGAGGAUCCUAUAGAGGAUCCAGUGAAAUCUACAGAAUCCGAAUGGAGCUGCGAGAAGUGCACCUUCUCCAAUCAUUCCCAGCUGGUGAAGUGUGAGAUGUGUCAACAUCCACGUGAGCCGAAGGUUCUAAAAUUGCCCUUGAAGGCCUCUGCGAAGGUCAUUGACCUCGACGACGACUAGCAGCGAGCAAAAG
Molecule: messenger RNA, 1365 nt
Organism: Cladocopium goreaui
Lineage: Eukaryota; Dinophyceae; Suessiales; Symbiodiniaceae
Source: the annotation of a GenBank genome assembly